UCUACAAAAUCCAUCCACCACCACCUUCAAAUUGAGCUGAACCAAAUUGUAAUCCCAAACUCUGCAGAACAAGAAGGUAAUAAGGCAGCAUCCCAAAACAUCAGCAGAACAAGAAAGCAGCAGCAGAACAAGAAAGCAGCAUCCAAAACAGGGGUUCGCCUGGUAGAUGAAAUGGAGAUCAAAAUCCGUUCACCCAUUACUCAGUAUACAGUGACCCGUGCUGGUGCAGCCUCCAAUUUAAUAGGAAGUGUUAAUGCUUCAGAAGAUGAAGACCCACCGGAUGAUGGUCCAGAAGAUCCUCCUACCAAUGUGAUGCUAUCAACUGAACAACCUCCAUAUUGGACUGAGUUUAUGGCCAUGGAAGAACAACGUUAUAAUCAACGCGUUCAAUGGGAACAGCAAAUGGCUAAUCAGGUUAAUUCGUUGGGUACUCAGUUUGAUACAUUUGCCACUGCGCAGAACUCAUUAAUUCAACAAUUUGGUGAGUUUCGUGUGGACAUUGAAAGACGUCAUGAAGUGGCAAACAAUCGCAUAGAUAGGAUUGAGCAUCACGUAAAUGACAUAUACCAUCACUACUUCCCUCCUCCACCACCACCACCAGAUAAUGACUGUUGAUGUGUUUGACAUUAUGUAUUUUAACAACCUUUUGUUAGGUUAUUAUUCAGUUAUGAUUUUCUGGUAUAAAUCAUGUUAUAGUAGUCAUGUUAUAAAUCAUCUGAUCUACUACAUUCAAUAAAGGUUCUCUUACUAGUUCCUUA
Molecule: messenger RNA, 758 nt
Organism: Camellia sinensis
Lineage: Eukaryota; Viridiplantae; Streptophyta; Magnoliopsida; Ericales; Theaceae
Source: RefSeq, a predicted model, not a curated record